Molecule: messenger RNA, 1131 nt
Organism: Rosa rugosa (rugosa rose)
Lineage: Eukaryota; Viridiplantae; Streptophyta; Magnoliopsida; Rosales; Rosaceae
Product: protein FAR1-RELATED SEQUENCE 5-like
Exons: 3
Coding region: 1-1131 (376 amino acids)
Biological process (GO): thymine catabolic process; L-valine catabolic process
Cellular component (GO): mitochondrion
Molecular function (GO): malonate-semialdehyde dehydrogenase (acetylating, [NAD(P)+]) activity; methylmalonate-semialdehyde dehydrogenase (acylating, NAD+) activity; DNA-binding transcription factor activity, RNA polymerase II-specific
Source: RefSeq, a predicted model, not a curated record
AUGGAACAAGAGCCCCUAGAUGCUGGGUUGCAAAUUUCUAUGUCUUCAGAUGAUAUGGAAGAAGACUUACAGUCAAAUCACCCGUCUAGUAUCAUUGAAGUCCCCAUUGUCAAUGGCCCCUCUAUGAUUGAUGAUUCUGAUGAAUUCCUCUCAUUAUCGACGAAAUUUUUUGAAAAUCGAGAAGACCUUGUCAGUGCUAUUCGUAAGAUUGGGUUGCUGCAAGGUUACGUUAUGGUAAUUAAAAGAUCUAGAAGCAAUAGAGAUGUGGCUAUUGGUUGUGAUAGAGGUGGUUGUUAUCGAACCUGUUCUGCACUUGAGGAGAAGAAAAAGAAUUCAGCUUCUCGUCGGAUAGAUUGCCCUUUCAAAAUUGUGGGAAGAAGGACAGCUGAAGGGUUGUGGAAGGUUGAGAUAAGUAGCUUGUUACAUAACCAUGAGCCUUCCACUGACAUGGCUGGACAUCCAUAUUGUCGUCGGUUUACUAAAGAGGAAGCCUCACAAGUUGAACAAAUGAGUCGGGCUGGCAUAAAACCACGUCAAAUUCUCUCUUCGCUUCGACAAAGUAAUCCUGAUCUUCUAGCUGUUUCCAGAAAUAUAUAUAGCAAGACAUCUCAGUUUAGAAGGGAGAGUCUAGGUGGGCGUUCGAUUAUUCAAGCAUUAUUAGAUGAGCUUGGUGGUGCUGGUUUUUCUCAUAAUGUCAAAUAUGAUCACUCUGGUCAUUUGACUCAUCUAUUCUUUGCUCAUCCCACUUCCAUUGAGUUGACUAAAAGCUACUCUAAUGUCUUUGUGAUGGAUUGUACUUAUAAGACAAAUAAGUACAAGAUGCCAUUACUUGAGAUUGUAGGAGUGUCGAGUUUCAACACAUCAUUCUAUUCGUGUUUUGUUUUCAUGCAAAAAGAGGAACAACAGGAUUAUCAGUGGGCUCUUGAAAUGUUCAGUAAGUUGUUGGGAGAUGGUAAUCAUCCAUUGGCGAUUAUAACUGAUAGGGAGUUGGCUUUAAUGAAAGCAUUACAAGUUGUGUUUCCGAUGACUCCUAAUCUUUUAUGCAUAUGGCAUAUUGAAAAAAAUAUUCUUGCACAUUGUAAGGGUCAGUUUAAGGAAGAUGCAGAUUGGAAGGUGCACAUGGAACCUUAA